Molecule: messenger RNA, 813 nt
Organism: Colletotrichum navitas
Lineage: Eukaryota; Fungi; Ascomycota; Sordariomycetes; Glomerellales; Glomerellaceae
Exons: 1
Coding region: 1-813 (270 amino acids)
Source: RefSeq, a predicted model, not a curated record
AUGGGCUGGUUGGAGCUCGUUGACGAGGUCUGGUCCUUGCCUAAGGAGAGCCAGGCUACGCUUACAGUGGGUGACGGAACGAGUCCUGUCCCCGAUUUCGACUCGUUUUGUUUCCAGACGCGAUUAGUGCUAAUUAUAGACGUAUCUUGUGAGAUUCUUGCUGUCAUCUUCCUCCAAGUCGGCUCCAAAACCGGCCAAACUAGCGCUAUUACCUGUCUAGGCGAGUUUACGCUGCAGGGGCUGACGCUGUUGUUCAGGGACUACGCCACCAUGGUAGCCUUGUCUCCGUUUAGGAGUAACAAGCAGCUUACGUCUCCAGAGCUCGGCAUGGUUGCCGCCAGCUCGUCUAAUGCCGUCUCGCAGACGACAAUGGCCAGCUACCCCUCCCAUCCGGCCGGGACAAACUUAGGAGUUCCCAGCACCUGGCCAACCUUGUCCGCUCCAACGCUUAGGUCAAAGCUCAAGAUUGAAUCUGUGCUCUGGACUAUCAAGAGCAGCUCUACUAUGCUAGACGGCAAGUAUCUUGGUCUUGUGGCUAACGUGGAGGUGUCCAAGGGCCUCUGCCCCAAGCCAUGGUCUACUCUAGCAGAGGCAUAUAGCACAGCACUGUCCCAGGAUGUAACAGCACAAGAGGCCAAGGAGGCUGCUUAUGCCGGCUUAAUAAUGCCGCUGUACAACAUCUUUAGGAAGGACUUUAGAGAGGCUCUCUCAGUAGACAGCGGUGCCAGAGGCGUCUUCACAGUCAUGGACGGCGCCACCAUCAAGGAAGGGCUACCGCAGCUCAGCAACAGCAGCAGCUCUACGGGCACCUAA